AAAAUCGAAUAAAACAAAAGUAUUGGUAAAGAUUUGUUUCUGGGGUCAAACAGUAUUGAAUUUCGAUCAAUCCCUGGUUUUGCCAGCAAAAGUCAAGAGUUGCACGAAACUCGAGCGAAAGACAUCUGUAGGUGUUGCGGUGUCCGAUUUCUGCUUGAUCCUAUCAAAGAUAUAUACUACUCUUUCGGUCAGAGAGGAAAUGGGUUCUAUGUUCAGUGGAAACCGAUUGAACAAGGAAGAGAUGGAGGUGGUGAUGAACAAGGUCAAAGAGAUCGUCUCCUCGUACCCUGUCGUUGUCUUCAGCAAGACCUACUGUGGCUAUUGCCAGAGGGUGAAGCAGUUGCUUACACAGCUAGGAGCAAGUUUCAAAGUAUUUGAGCUCGAUGAGAUGAGCGAUGGAGGUGAGAUCCAAUCAGCUUUGUCAGAGUGGACUGGGCAGAGCACUGUUCCAAACGUCUUCAUCAAAGAAAAACAUAUCGGUGGAUGCGAUAGUGUGAUGGAGAGUAACAAGCAAGGCAAGCUUGUGCCUCUCCUUAAUGAAGCUGGUGCUAUCGCCAAUAACUCUGCUCAGCUUUGAUGGAACUCUGAAACCGGUGUCUUAAAAGACAAAGGAAGUGUGAAGAAGAGUGUUAUGUUUAUAUUGUCAAGUAACCAAAUAAAGAAAGAUCCUUGUCGUUGUUAACUCUGUUUUACACAAAUAUUAAAGUGUGCUGUUCAUGCUGGGAUUUGGUUAAUGGGAAACCGAUUUGAGUAAAAACUGCUGGAGUUUAUUUCUGUUGAACCACUGGGCAUUGCUUUGUGUU
Messenger RNA from Eutrema salsugineum, 803 nucleotides. RefSeq names its product glutaredoxin-C1. The transcript has 4 exons. Gene Ontology annotation, molecular function: glutathione disulfide oxidoreductase activity. Gene Ontology annotation, biological process: cellular response to oxidative stress. The coding region runs from base 200 to 577 and encodes 125 amino acids. The record is from RefSeq and is a predicted model, not a curated record. NCBI's taxonomy places the organism in Eukaryota, Viridiplantae, Streptophyta, Magnoliopsida, Brassicales, Brassicaceae. Gene Ontology annotation, cellular component: cytoplasm.